Messenger RNA from Cajanus cajan (pigeon pea), 2187 nucleotides. RefSeq lists its product as uncharacterized. Lineage: Eukaryota; Viridiplantae; Streptophyta; Magnoliopsida; Fabales; Fabaceae. Gene Ontology annotation, molecular function: protein kinase activity; ATP binding. Gene Ontology annotation, biological process: signal transduction; protein phosphorylation. The record is from RefSeq and is a predicted model, not a curated record. Gene Ontology annotation, cellular component: cytoplasm.
AUCUGCAUCACCUUUACACAAGAAGGAGCUUGAUCUCAAUCUCCUUCUUUGCUCCUCAUUUUAUGAUUGGUCACCACCAUUCUUAUCUAGGCAUUGUUUUUUUCAAGAGUCAUGGAACAAUUUAGACAGAUUGGUGAGGCACUAGGGAGUUUGAAAUCUGUGAUGGUAUUCCGGGACAGCAUUCAAAUCAAUCAGAGGCAAUGUUGUUUGAUGUUUGAUGUGUUCAACUUUGCAUAUGAGUGUAUUGCAGAUGAGAUUAUACAAAACCUGAAAUUUGAAGAGAAGACUGGGAAGUGGAAGGUUCUUGAACAGCCCUUGAGAGAGAUCCAUAGGAUUUUUAAAGAAGGAGAAUCCUACGUUAGGCAUUGCAUGGAAACAAAAGAUUGGUGGGCUAAGGCCAUUACCAUGUGCCACAAUAGAGACUGUGUUGAGUUUCAUAUACAUAACUUGCUUUGUUGCAUGCCUGUUGUGAUUGAAGCCAUAGAGUCUGCAGGAGAAACAUCAGGGUGGGAUCAGGAUGAGAUGCAAAGGAAGAGGCUUAUAAACUCCAACAAGUACAGGAAAGAAUAUAGAGACAUGAAACUUUUCCAGUGGAAAUUUGGGAAGCAGUAUCUCAUCACUCAGGACUUAUGCAACCGGUAUGACACAGUUUGGAAGGAAGAUAGAUGGUUCCUUUACAACAAAAUUCAUGAAAAGAAAGUGGCAGGUAUAACAAAGCACGAGAAGAAAUUGAUAGAUUUCCUCUUGAGGAUUUUGGAAAGAUCAGAAUCAUUGGAAGAGAGGCUCCUCCCAAGCUCAAUAUUGAUUGGAUCCAAGGACUACCAGGUGAGGAGAAGAAUGGGGAAUAUGAGCCAGUACAAGGAGAUUUCAUGGUUAGGUGAAAGCUUUGUGAUAAGACAUUUUUCUGGGGAUAUUGAGGCUUUGGUACCUGAGAUCAGAGAACUUUUGUCUCUUUCACAUCCAAAUAUAAUGGACUACCUUUGUGGUUUCACUGAUGAGGAGAAGAAGGAGUGCUUUUUGUUGAUGGAACUGAUGAGCAAAACCCUUUCCACACACAUCAAAGAGAUUCAUGGUCCACGGAGGCGAAUACCGUUCUUGCUUCAUGUGGCAGUUGAUAUUAUGCUUCAGAUUGCCAGGGGAAUGGAGUAUAUGCAUUCAAAGAAAGUAUAUCAUGGAGAACUAAACCCUUCAAACAUUCUUGUUAAGUCUAGAGGUACAUCCCCAGAAGGUUACUUGCAUGCCAAGGUAUCUGGGUUUGGCCUAUCUUCUGUUAAGGACUUGAACCAAAGAGGGAACACAAACACCAACACAAACACAAAUCAGAAUGGAACUCUCCCUUUCAUAUGGUACUCUCCUGAAGUGCUUGAAGAGCAAGAACAAUCAGGGGGUGCAGCAAACUCCAACUCCAAGUACACAGAGAAAUCUGAUGUGUACAGUUUUGGAAUGGUUUGCUUUGAGCUUCUAACUGGCAAAGUCCCUUUUGAGGAUAGUCAUCUCCAAGGGGAGAAAAUGAGCAGAAACAUAAGGGCAGGAGAGAGGCCACUUUUCCCACUGAAUUCACCAAAGUAUGUUAUUAACUUGACAAAGAGAUGUUGGCAUAUUGAUCCCAAUCAACGUCCAACUUUCUCCACCAUAUGUAGAGUUCUUCGUUAUAUAAAAAGGUUUCUUGCAAUGAAUCCUGGUUACAUUAAUCAUCCAGAACAACCAGUGCCACCAGUAGAUUAUUGUGAUAUAGAGGCAGUGCUUCUGAGGAAGUUUCCUUCUUGGGGAAGUUCUGAAUCAUCACCAGUGUCAAUAAUUCCAUUUCAAAUGUUUGCCUAUCAAGUUAUAGAAAGGGAAAAGAUAAGUACAUGCCUUAAGGAUAACUCCGAGUCUGGAAGUGAGACUUCAGCAUGUGGUGAUGAACUUGUUACUUCUGGGGAUGAGCCAUUUCCUUCCACAAAUGAAAGGAAGUCUUUGCUUGGACAUGACAGUAUCAUGAACAGGAAAAUUACAUUGACCAGAAAAUCUCUUGAUUUGAAAUUCACCAAACAACCGAGUACACCGAAAGGGAAAUCAGCCAGACCUCCACAAAUGUCCCCUCGUGCACGAAGUCUGAGGCUUAAUUCAGAUAACCGCAUAAUAUCAAGUCCAAGGGCAAUAAGAAGAGUAUCUUCUGGUCAUGUCUCAGACUCUGAGCUUUCUUAG